UCGAUUUAUGAGGAUGAUUUCGCUACUGCUCGGUUCUUUGUCGGCAAUGCAUCGGCAUGCUUCUCGACUUCGAUUCCACUGCUGAUCAACGAGGUCGCAUACCCUUCUUACCGUGGUAUCCGCGGAGCUCUGUACAGCUGUAGAUGGGUAANNUACGCUGGUGGACCCAUCGCCGCUUUCCUCACGUACGGCACCCGCAACAUGGACAACUCCUGGUCUUGGAGAAUCCCCUCGUUAUUCCAGAUCUUGGUACCUUUCCUCACUCUCCCUGGCCUGCUCAUGGCGUCUCAAAGCCCCCGAUGGCUUGUGUCUAUGGACCGUACUGAGGAAGCCCGUCAAGUAUUGGCCAAGUGGCAUGAUGGCGGCGACGAAAACUCACAGCUCGUCAACUACGAGAUGAUUGAAAUCACCACUACCAUCCAGCAAGAGAAAAGCGCAACCUCCAGUACCAGCUAUGCUGAGAUGUUCAUCACUCCUGGAUACCGCAAACGUCUGUUCAUCUCUGUCACUCUCGGUAUCUUCGGCAAUGGUGUCAUCUCUUACUAUCUGGCUAUGGUCCUAGAGACUGCUAGCAUGACCAGUGUCACCGACAUCACGCUGAUCUCUGGCUUCCUGCAGCUCUGGAACCUGAUCUGGUGUGUCGCCGCAGCGUUCUCAGCCGAUCGACUUGGUCGCAGACCUUUGUUUCUUACUUCGGCGGUCAUCAUGGGUGUCUCUUACGUCUUGGUCACCGGUCUAUCAGGCGCUUUUGCAUCCAACCAGAUUCCUGACGUCGGUAUCGCAGUAAUCCCAUUCCUGUUCAUCUUCUUCGCCGGCUACGACAUCGCCCUGACGCCUCUUCUCAUCUCAUACCCUUGCGAGAUCUGGCCAUACCGCCUGCGCUCCCGCGCUCUGACAGUCACGAAUGUCACGACCGUACUUGCCAUCUGCUUCAACACUUUUGUCAACCCCAUUGCCUUGGAAAGUAUCGUGUGGAAGGACUACAUCGUGUUUGUGGUCGUGCUGAUCGUCUACGGCGUCACGGUCUGGUAUGCGUAUCCAGAAACUCGAGCUUUCUCGCUUGAGCAGAUGGCUGUGGUGUCUGAUGGUGAUGCGGCUGGGGUACCUCAUCCUGCAGAGACGGUCGAGAGAUCUGGUAGUAUGGUAUCGAAGGGUGAGAAGGAAAGCGUUGUGCGAGUCGCAGAGGGUCUGGGGGUCCGUGAACCGUAA
Molecule: messenger RNA, 1209 nt
Organism: Aureobasidium uvarum
Lineage: Eukaryota; Fungi; Ascomycota; Dothideomycetes; Dothideales; Saccotheciaceae
Source: the annotation of a GenBank genome assembly